Messenger RNA from Phaedon cochleariae (mustard beetle), 944 nucleotides. The record is from the annotation of a GenBank genome assembly. Lineage: Eukaryota; Metazoa; Arthropoda; Insecta; Coleoptera; Chrysomelidae.
AAACAAUAUUCAGGAUUUCUGAAGGUUAUUAAUUAAUUCAAUUAUUUAUGUUUUUCAAUUCUCUGUAUUCUGUAUAUCGAUAUUAUCUCUUUCAGCUUUUUCAUAGAUCAACUACUCUCGCUUUAUCUUCUAUUAAGGUGGAGUUUUAGCGGGUGCACAAACAAUUUAUUCCACAACUGUUUUUAAUGUACAGUUCAUAAAAGUUAAAAUAUGUUCCAUAUGAGAUGAUUUAUGCAACUCAUACGCCCUAGUGCACAGUGCUCAUCAUGCAUAACCUUGUAGUUCCCAAUAUUUAACCUAUGCAUUAAAGUUACACAUUGGGCUUGUGCAUUCACAAAAUCCGCCUUUACUCAUCAAUGUCAUCAUACUCCUCUGUUCAUACAUCAUACAGUGAUAUCAAUCCUGUUUCAUCUUUCAUCUAUCAGAUAUUGCUGUUUUUAGCAUUCCUACAAAGCAAUGGCAAAAAAUACAUCCAGUUCUGCAUUCCGGAAAAUAGAUAUUGACCAAUAUUCAGAAGAUAAUUUCAAAGAAGAUGAGACUGAUUCUGGAGUUGCUGUUGGGCCAGAUGAAAAUGAAGUCAAUUCAUUACUUCAAAAAGGAAAGAUUGUAGAUGCUCUGAAAAUGGUACUAAACAAUGCACCUUUUGGAAUAAAAAACCCUCAAAUCAAGGAAAAUGCUUUCAACCUCACUCUCAGAGUUUUGCUGGCUAUCAAACCAUCCCAAAUAGAAGAAAUGGUAAAUUCACUGGACAUGGAUAUGUUAGAUACAUUGAUGAAAUAUGUGUACAAGGGGUUUGAAUACCCAUCAGAAGGUAGCAGCAUGCACCUUCUUCUGUGGCAUGAAAAGAUUUAUAACGUAGGUGGAGUUGGUUGUAUUGUAAGAGUUUUGUCAGAUACUAGAAGAGUCUAAGAUGUAUUAAUACUAAACCAAAAAUAGUUUUAAUA